Messenger RNA from Suillus discolor, 478 nucleotides. Its product is annotated as mitochondrial F1-F0 ATP synthase subunit F of fungi-domain-containing protein. Bases 36 to 332 code for a protein of 98 amino acids. The record is from RefSeq and is a predicted model, not a curated record. NCBI's taxonomy places the organism in Eukaryota, Fungi, Basidiomycota, Agaricomycetes, Boletales, Suillaceae. The transcript is spliced from 4 exons. Gene Ontology annotation, biological process: proton motive force-driven ATP synthesis.
GCCAUCCCGACGUCGACAAUUCAUUCGUUCUCGCCAUGCACGCGUCACUUAUUCGUCGUCAGUUGGGGGGUAUCGUUCCUCCCAAGAUUGCUACUCCAUCACUUUUGACGUCGGGCUCUGGUUCAAGCCUCACGCCUCUGGUCAACUUCUACUCAAAAUUGCCCAAGGGUCCAGCAUCCGCGGUUUCUGGUGGCGGAAUUAAGGCUAGAUACUUCAACGGCAAGAACGCAUCCGCUGCUCCACUCGUUUUGACAAUCUUGGGUCUCUUCACUUUCGGAUACACCAUCGACUACCAGAUGCACUUGAAACAUCACAAGAACCACCCGCACUAAUCGUGUUCGCGGAAGUAAAGAGAUGUUAUCACAGAACUUGCUGUAUGCACGAGAAAUAGACUAUCAUUUUCCCAAUGUGCAUAGACAAAACAGUAAAUCUUGUGUGGACUUGACCAAAUUUAGCGCCCUGGUGUUGUGAAAGCUAC